This is a messenger RNA of Hyla sarda, 1694 nucleotides long. RefSeq names its product L-selectin-like. NCBI's taxonomy places the organism in Eukaryota, Metazoa, Chordata, Amphibia, Anura, Hylidae. The transcript is spliced from 11 exons. Gene Ontology annotation, cellular component: external side of plasma membrane; membrane. The record is from RefSeq and is a predicted model, not a curated record. Gene Ontology annotation, biological process: response to cytokine; heterophilic cell-cell adhesion; leukocyte tethering or rolling. The coding region runs from base 45 to 1511 and encodes 488 amino acids. Gene Ontology annotation, molecular function: sialic acid binding; oligosaccharide binding; calcium ion binding.
CAAAAAGUCUCUUGACACAGUAUCUCAAUCAAUAGGAAGGUUAUAUGGCACACAUCAGCAGGCACAAGAACUCAAGAAUAUUUACAUUUUUAAUGCUUUGUAAUGGCACAUUAAUGUUUCCCACCGUUGAUGGUUGGACAUAUCACUACUCAGCGCAGUCCAUGCCAUAUGAGGCGGCUCGAAGAUACUGUCAGAGUAAAUACACCGACCUGGUGGCCAUUCAGAAUAAAAAAGAGAUUGAAUACCUUGAAGAAAACAUCCCACAUAACCCGACCUAUUACUGGAUAGGGAUAAGGAAGAUUAACAACACAUGGACUUGGGUGGGAAUCAACAAGACACUUACAGAAGAGGCUACAAACUGGGGUACUGGAGAACCCAAUAAUAAAAAGCAUAAAGAAGACUGUGUUGAAAUUUACAUUAAACGUUCUAUAGAUUCAGGAAAGUGGAAUGAUGAUGCAUGCACCAAGAGGAAGAGGGCGUUAUGUUACACAGCCUCAUGUGAGCCGCUAUCAUGCAGCAGUCAUGGAGAAUGCAUUGAGACCAUCAACAACUACACAUGUGAUUGUGAUCCAGGAUUUUACGGACCCCAGUGUCAACACGUUGUACAGUGUCGGCAUCUAUCAGCCCAGCCUCAAGGAUACAUGAAUUGUUCUCAUCCAUGGGGAAACUUCAGCUUUCAGUCUUCUUGCCACUAUGGAUGUUUUGAUGGAUUCUUCCUUAAUGGUACAGAUACGAGCAUAUGUCUCCCAUCUGGGACGUGGAGCAGUGAAGAACCAUAUUGUACAGCUGUUCCAUGUGAUGAGCUCAGUCCUCCUCAGCAGGGCUCCUUCACAUGUCACCAUCCAUCGGCAGAGAACAGUUUUGGUUCCACUUGUGAAUUCACCUGCUCAGAAGGAUGGAAACUAAAGGGAUACAAUAAAACAGUAUGUGGCCCUACAGGUCGAUGGACAGAGGAAAUUCCAGAAUGUGAAGCUGUUACAUGUAGGGCUCUCAGUCCUCCUCAGGAGGGGUCCCUCACAUGUCACCAUCCAUGGGCUGAGAACACUUUGGGCUCCAUUUGUGAAUUCUCUUGCUCAGGAGGAUGGAAACUAAAGGGAUCCAACAAAACAAUAUGUGGUCCUACAGAUCAAUGGACAGAAGAAACCCCUGAAUGUGAAGCUGUUCCAUGUGAUGAGCUCAGUCUUCCUAAGCAGGGUUCCUUCACAUGUCACCAUCCAUGGGCAGAGAACAGCUUUGGUUCCACGUGUGAAUUCACCUGCUCAGAAGGAUGGAAACUAAAGGGAUCCAAUAAAACAGCUUGUGGCCCUACAGGCCGAUGGACAGAAAAAGUUCCUGAAUGUGAAGCACAGGAGAAAGUUGUGGAUCUCCAGGAGGACCAUGCUAAAGCAGUAUUUAUUAUCGGCCUGGCCACUGCUACUAGUGCAUUAAUCUUAGCAACACUUUUCUGGUUAGUUAGCCGACGGUUGAAGAAAGGUAGAAAGAAAAGCACAAUACGAAAUUCUCCGUAUUGAAAAACUGAUGAAGCUUGAAGACAGAAAAGACAGACAAAGAUGGAUUUCUCCUGGACUAUCAGAUGCAAGCAUUUGUUUAUUCUGUAAUAACCUGUAAAUCAUCUAGUACACAGUGUAAAAAUGGACAGAAAAUGUAUAGAGUUCCAAUAAAAUAUUUGUAACUAAUUAUAUAAAUGAAAAUAA